GGUUUUAAACAUUUAAUGCGUUAAAAUCAAUGCAACCCGUACGGGCUAUUUUUGUUUUUACAAGCGAUGUAAAAUGGCUUAAUUAUUAUUGCAUGUAACACUGCAGUGCUUUAUCUAACAUGUUUUAUCUUUACUUGUGUGAGUGAAGCGCAUCCACACACGCGUUUCAGAAAAGACGCGUCUCAUUUUGCUCCCUAUAUCCUCAAUCAGUUUAUAAUGAACAUGAAUCCAGACACUGAGUGUCCAAACACACAGAAAUUAAAGCUACUGAGAUCCAUGUGACGUAAAGAUGGCGUCUGUUAAAGAGGAGAGUGAAGACAUUAAGAUUGAAGAUGCAAUCAGUGUGAAACAAGAAGAUACUGAGGAACAAACAGAUCUGAUGCUGCUGAAAGAGGAGAGUGAAGUACUAGAUGAAAUGAAAGAAAAAGAUCAGUAUAAGAAACAUCAUGAUAUUGUAACUGAAGAAAUAUCUAAAAAGAAUUCCUCACAAAAGAGUAAUUUCACCUGCCAACAGUGUGAGAAGUGUUUCUCUUCAAAAGGAAACCUGAAACGCCACAUUGACGCUCACUCUGGAGAGAAGCCUUACGCCUGCCAGCAGUGUGGAAAGUGUUUCAAUAAAAAAGCAACCCUUAAAGGCCACAUGAGUAUUCACACUAGAGAAAAGCCUUAUACGUGCCCUCAGUGUGGAAACUGUUUCACGCAGCAAGGAAACUUUAACAGGCACAUGAGAGUUCAUACUGGAGAGAAGCCUUACGCCUGCAAACUGUGUGAAAAGAGCUUUACAACAAAACUAAACCUUACGGAUCAUAUAAACAGUCACACUGGUGAGACGCCAUUUACAUGUGAUCAGUGUGGAAGGAGCUUCCGAUAUAAGGUAACCCUUAAAAGGCACAUGAAGGUUCACUUAAGAGAGAGCAGUUUUACAUGUCAUCAGUGUGGAAUGAGUUUCUCAGACAGCAAAAACCUUACGAAUCAUGUGAUUACUCACACUGGAGAGAAAACCAUACAUGUGCCUUCAUGUGGAAAGACUUGCUCAAACAAUACAAUUCUUGCUGUUCACAUGAGAAUUCACACUGGAGAGAAGCCUUUCACCUGCCCUCAGUGUGGAAAGAGCUUCAGAUCUAUAGCAAACUUUCAGACUCACAUGAGAGUUCACACAGAGAAAGCUUACAUCUGCCCUCAUUGUGGAAACAGCUUUAGAUUUAUUGGAAACUUACAGACUCACAUGAGAAUUCACACAGGAGAGAGGCCUUACAUGUGUCUUGAGUGUGACGAGAGUUUCUCAUAUAAGAGAGACCUGAAACAUCAUCUGCUAACUCACUCUGGAAAGGAAUUCUAA
Cyprinus carpio (common carp) is the source of this 1339-nucleotide messenger RNA. RefSeq lists its product as uncharacterized. The record is from RefSeq and is a predicted model, not a curated record. Gene Ontology annotation, cellular component: nucleus. Lineage: Eukaryota; Metazoa; Chordata; Actinopteri; Cypriniformes; Cyprinidae.